AUGGCGACGUCGUCGAGUGGAGACUCCUACAGCGUCCUGCUGUUGUUGUUGUCGUCCCUUCUGUCCCUCGUGUACGGAGAAUUAGUGGACAUCAAGCCUUUCUACAACCUCAUCAUCGAGCACCACAACGACCUCCGGAGGAACGUGGUUCCGUCUGCUAGUGACAUGAGGACAAUGAUGUGGGACGACCAGUUGGCGAGGUAUGCCGAGGUGUGGUCUGGACACUGCCGCUACGAACGCCCCCCUCAGCAGUCGCACCCCAACAUCGGGUCCAACCUCUUCUACACCCGCGGCUACACCAGCAGCUGGUACUCCAUCAGAACCAGCGUCCAGCGGAGUCUGCAUGCCUGGACACGGGAGCGAGACUUCUUCAAGUACGAUAUGGACUGCGGCAUGGCUUGCUCCUACGUGCAGAUGGUCUACUCAGCUACCUACCGCAUGGGCUGUGCCAUGAGGAACUGUCCUCACCUGGCGGUGCGAAAUGACAGCGAGGCGCAGACAACUCUCUUCGUCUGUUUUUACUCACCCAAGGGCAAGCCGAUGGGUACCUACCCAUACCGCACAGGCAGUCCCUGCUCAUCCUGUCCUGUGGGAACUCAGUGCUCUGAGGACCUCUCUGAAUAUAAAGCUCCACGCACAGCUGCCUUGACAGCUCCCCGUACAGCUGUCAUUUCGAAUCCUGCUUCUCAAGAUGCCCUCACAGAUCAGGAGGAGUACUUUAUGCUUCUCCUCCACAACCGUCUCAGGGGUGAUGAAAAUCUGCAGUCACUUGUGUGGGAUGCCGAGCUGGAGCUGUGGGCCAAGUGGGUCAUCAACUGUAACGUCGACUACCCCGGCCCUCGAUACGCCUACACCAACUUUUACCAGGUCCAACCUACCAUGCAAGUGUAUAGUGUGGUCUAUGACUGGAGACAGGAGGGUCGGGACACCAGCAUCCGACUUGAAAAGGGAUGCAGGACACCUUCGGACAUGAAACCCUGCAACCACUACACCAACAUGAUGGAGGCGCAGCUGACGUCCAUGGCCUGCGCAGCCAAGAUGUGCAGCAAGAUGCGGGAGGUUGUUUGUAUUUACGACAGCAGCACUGAGCGGGGCUAGUGUUGGUCACCCGCAGUCUCGGACUUCUCCAACAAAGCUGCUACUAAAGGAACAGUGGGCCACUUUCUACCAAUAUCUCCAUAUCCUUGUGAUUCUAUAUCUCACAGUCUACUAGUGUUUCGACGCAGGUUCGGUGGAAGCAGAUAGCUGUAAAAAAAGAAUAAUGUAUGCAUGACAAUUCGUCGGAAAUGCUCAAAAUUUCCUAAUUUUUAAUGAUUAAUAGUUUUAAAAGAUAUUAGUUUAAAAAAAAAUGACUAAUACUUUUAAAUAAUCAAUUCGCCAAAAACACUAAAAUAUGUAAUGUGUUUGUCCAUUCCAAAAUAUCCGAUUCAUCUUUUUCAUUUGAUGUUUUUUUAAAUCUUAAAAAGUAUGUUAAAACCAAUGUGACCUCAUUUGAAAAGAAGUGCAUUGGGAUGGUUUAGAGAUGGUUUGGAAAAGGUAAACAAAAGUCAGGCUUUGGUCUCAAGCGAGGAUCUUAUCAACCUUUAACCUGAUCUCGACACACACUUGCACACGUUCACACACACACAUACAUACACAAACACACAUACACACAUACACACACAUACACACACACCUUUCUAGAUGUGACACCUAUUCACAUGGCUGGCCUUUGGAGGGUUUACUUUUUAUUUUAUGUUAUUGCUUAUUUUAUUUAUCACUUCUCCAGUUUCCUUCUGUUUCGUCAAGCAUUUCUCGCCAGAAAAUGUAGAGCAGCGAGGAAAGCACUUGUUUUCCUAGUAAACCAACAAAUCCGACAAACUGUGACAAGCAAACCAUGAAUAGUCAUUGCUGUACAUGAAGAGCAAGUAACUGUGAAAAGUUCCCCAAUGUGGUGCUCCAUCCCAGAUAAUAAGUGUCAGUGACAGGAAUCUUGUCUUUUUUCCUCCUUUGCCAAAAAUAGUCCGAGGCUUGUGUGAGUAAAUGAAUAAUGAAUAAACUGGAAAUAGUGGGAAUUAUUUAGUCCCAAAUACUAAUUUCACGUCUGUCGACACAAGAUGGCGGUUGCGAUGUUUACAAUGAGUAUUACAUUAAAUUGAAACUUUGCUUCUGAGUGCUUUCAGAAAAAGUCAGAGAAGUUUGUGUGGGAAGGUCUUGUACCUUGUGUGUGUGUGUCAGGGGAGGUAAUGUGAACAUGUAAUGUGAUGUUGUGCAGAUGGUUAUAUUUUGAGUCUGAGUGUUCACAUCCCAUAUAAAUAACGUGUUUUUUUUUUACACCAGGUUUGGCUCAUACACUUUCCAGACACCUUUGUUACACAUAUAAUCCAAACCAUAAUUGAAACUGAUUUAAGACAUUCUGAAACUCAUUCCAAGGAAGUUUGUUAUACAUGCUUGUAAUCUAUCGUUACAUUCAUACAAUUUUUACAACUUUUGUGUAAUUUUCCUGAUGAUCUUUUACUUUUUAAUUUAGAACAGAGAAGAUUGUUUCACGUUCAAAUGUUUACCGCUCGCUCAGAAUGGUGUGUACUGUGUUUCCACUUCAGCAUCUCUUUCAUUUAUUUGUAACUGCCAUAAUUUGUAUUACAUCAGCAAUAGAAGCAUCAUAUUUAAUGUAAGUGUAUUCGUAACAUGCGGCUUAUAAUGAAUAUAUCUGUAACUUCAGAUUUAUGUGUCAUUAGUUUACUUAUUUAUUUUGCUCGCAUUUAUUGUCAUGUCUUGCUCAUUAAUGAUCUGUUGUUAUCCAUUCAAAACUAAUGUUUUAUGGCCGCAGGCAAUGGACAAACAAAAUUAUCUUUGUAUUGAGAACGAUUUCCUCAUUUUGAUGACUAUUAAAAAAAAUGACACCCGAUGUGAUUUUACUGGAAGUUUUCUUCAUUAGUAGGAUGCAAAAAUAUGUUUAUUGAUAUCUAUAAGAUAUACUGAUAUAGUUUUAUCAACACUAAAGUCAAUGACUGAUAUGAAACCAUCAUCAGAUAUAUUGUAAUGCGUUGCAAUGAAUAUUUGAUAAAUGCUUAUAGACGGGAUCUGAUCUCAAGGGAACUCAGAUUAUAGGGGAAGAGGUUUAGAAAAGAAGGAGCAGGGAAAGAUUCUUCCUGUAAAAUAUGACAAAGGGUGUGACUUUCUGCACACAAUUCAGAGCAAACCUACUAGUUUCUGAUUCGAGAAGUAUUAGUCGGAUCACUUGCUGUUGCUUUCAGCCGUGGGACUGCUUACACAGGUGUAAAAUCGUUCUGACAAACAUGUAUUUAAAGGCGUGUAUUUUAUUUUAUACUGUCAUUAACUGAUAAUAAUGAAGAUAUUAAAUCUGAAAUCUCUUUAUACUGUGAUGCAUUAUUCAUGCUGUACUAACCGAGUUAUCUGAUAAUAAAUAAUAAUAAAGGACAAUAAUAGAACC
Molecule: messenger RNA, 3433 nt
Organism: Pomacea canaliculata
Lineage: Eukaryota; Metazoa; Mollusca; Gastropoda; Architaenioglossa; Ampullariidae
Product: cysteine-rich secretory protein LCCL domain-containing 2-like
Exons: 9
Coding region: 1-1098 (365 amino acids)
Source: RefSeq, a predicted model, not a curated record